Messenger RNA from Paramuricea clavata, 8959 nucleotides. The record is from the annotation of a GenBank genome assembly. NCBI's taxonomy places the organism in Eukaryota, Metazoa, Cnidaria, Anthozoa, Malacalcyonacea, Plexauridae.
ACUGCCAAUUUGCAAUCCGCCAUUUUGAUUCUUUCGCAAAGGGAAGCAAUUUAAAUCCCUUUGCAUCUGCCAUCAUAACAACGACCUUAGGACAUUUACAUUCAUCAUAUUUAUAAUAUACUUCUAGCAAAACAAUGUGGAAAAUCCGUGAACUCCAGGACAAAGUGUAAGUAUUGAAAUCUUUCUGAACGUAGUAAGCUUGACAUCGGCUUCUGCCAUCUCGUUCAGUUGUUAUUGUUUUGUAGCUGUUAUAAUGUAUGUAAUGCUUCGGUUUUAGGACCAAUAUGGUCAUGAAUUAUUCUGAAGUCGAGUCGAGGGUGAGAGAAGCGACAAAUGACGAUACGUGGGGCCCUCACGGUUCUAUAAUGAGCGAAAUCGCAAAAUACACUUUUACGUAUGAACACUUUCCCGAAGUAAUGUCAAUGCUUUGGAAGAGAAUGCUUCAGGAGAAAAAGAACUGGCGUAGGGUAUACAAGGUUUGUGGCUAUAGAGGAAACAGUUUAUCGUUUUAUAACGGCUUGAUUUGCCCAAAUGUCAAUGCAAAUACUUUAAAAGUCUCAUUAUUGUUUAUUCAAAUUAUAUUUGUUGUGUUGUAGUCGCUGCUGUUAUUGUCGUAUUUGCUUCGGAAUGGUUCUGAACGUGUUGUGACUAGUUCUAGGGACCAUAUUUACGAUAUGAGACAGCUAGAAGAUUAUCAACAUAUAGACGAACACGGCAGAGACCAAGGCAUUAAUAGUGAGUAAAAUAUUUUAUAAUAUGCAUGCCAUAGUGCCAUGUCAAAAUUUUCGCAAUACAAUCGGCAUUUGAUGCCUCUGUAGCUUGUCCCAACAAUAAAGUAUCAGAUUCCGACCAUAGUAAGUAAGACCAUUCCGAUUUUCUUAGAAUUUGUUGUGGGAGUCGCAAUCUUUUCCGAUUUAAUAAAUAUUUUAAAAGAGAGAGUGACAGUUAAUUCAUUAUCGUAUGAAAGAAUUUUUAUCAUGCAUAUUUUUAAUUCAUCAGGAAAUAUUUCUUAACAAUGCGCUCAUUCAAAUAUUUUUGACACAAGAAUAAACAGUUUUUUAAAUUAAACUUACAUUUUCAAGCCAAAAACUAUUUCAUGUGUGAUAACAUUUAUUUGUAUGGUUUGUUUAUAAAUUGUGUGCUUGCUUUGUGAAAAAAAUCAUGAGUGUUUGUUGUUUUUACAAGAGGAAUUUUUAUGUAAACUUGUACAUAGGGAACUUCAAUUUUACACAUAUUGUAAGCAAGUAAAUUUUGUUAAAUUGCAUUAUAUUUGAUACCAAACACAAGAUCAAUACUUAUAAUGAAUAUUUAACUCAAUCCAAUUAAGGUCCAUCUACACGAUACAACUAGUCGUAUACGAUUCUUAUCCUGGCAUAUGUACUUGAAUAAAAGCGUGUAAAUAUGUCACAUUUCAAAUUUCGUCAUUAAACUGAUAAGCUGGAAUAGUGGGGUCAGAAGUCAUUUUCAUAUGCCAGAAUGACAAUCGUAUACGAAACAGAAAAAUCACGUAUACGACUAGUUGUAUCGUGUGAAUGAGUCUUCAAUUAAUGUGUUUCCAUUUAGAGUUGACCACCAAGCGCUAAACGUGUCAUGUGACUGAAACCCAGCUAUUGCUGCAGGCAGUACCAAUAGUGCUCACGGCACUGGAUUACAUGUGAAUUUUAUACAGAUGCAAGCCAGUAUAAAAUAAUUGUCUGUUAUCAAACCUAUACUGCAAGUAUACUUAAAGUAUGCGCAAAUGAGGAAAACAAAAAAUGAUCAGCAAAAAUCUGUUGUAACUUGUAAAUGGGUCAUUCCAGAAAACAUCCAUACCACCCCCACGGAGGAAAUAGGAAGUUAACCCCCCUAUCCCCUUCGGAUGUCCUAAUACAUUUACUAUUAUCAGAAACAAUUUUUUCUCCCCUCCCCCUCCGGACGGCAGAAAUUUCCUCUGUGGGGGGAGUAUGGAUCUUUUCUGGAACGACCCAAUUUGAUAAUCCUCUAAUCGUGAUGACCCAUAUACCCGACCUGACCCUGGUCUUACUAUCACUGACUGUAUGUAUAAAAAUAUUUCUAGUUCGACAUAAAGUGAAAGAAUUAAUAGAAAUUGUACAAGAUGAUCAGAGAUUACGAGAUGAAAGAAAGAAAGCGAAGAAAUCGCGAGACAAAUACAAAGGAGUUUCUAGUGAAGAAGUCUCACGUAAAUAUGACUACAGUAAGUUUUUAGUUUGCACUUACCUGAUAACUAAACUUACUGGAUAACUUUAUCACUUCUAAAAUGUUCUAUCUGGAGGUUAACCCAUUAAUGCUCAAGAUUCUCCCCUUCACAAAUAAAAUUGUGUGGAGUUAGACAGAGUAAAAUAAUAAUAAAGUUGGAUGCAUUGCAGCUUCAUUGGUAGAUAGACAAGUAAAUCAUCUCACAUAAACAGAAAAAAUUAUAAAGUAGGGUGCAUUUGGGUGCAUUGCAACACAGCUUAAUGAGCACCAGCACUUUCCCCUUGACGUGGAAAAUCAUCUGACGUUGGACAGAGUAAAAUAAUAUAGUAGGGUGCAAUGCAAUUUAAUGGGUUAUAUAUUAAAAUUUUGAAAUAACCACCUUAUUGUGCUUAUACAUGCAUUUUGAAAUACAUGUAGCUGAUCCCAUACUUACCAUUGAUUCAGGUGAUAGAUACAGUGCAGAACCAAAGAAUUUUGAUGAUGCUUUCGAUGAAUUUGAUGAUAAAUCAAACAAGAGAAGUUCAUUUCGGAAAUUUAGAGGAAGGGCAUAUUCUGGAAAUAAGGCUGGAGAUUAUAGAGACGAUGUCUCAAAUAGGAGGUACCAUUAUCUUAUACAGUGCAUUAUCUUAUUGUGUAUUAUUUUUUCAUCAGCUUUUGUUUUCAACGUUUUAUCAUACAAUCAAAAUGGCGGUGAUUACAUUCAGAUAGCUUAAAUAUACUAUAUAAUAUACUAUUGAAAUAACACUGAAGAAGCUUAGCAAAUAAUAUCAAGAGAAGCUUAGCAAACCUUUUUAUCAAAAGAACGAUUAAAGGUAGGUCAGUAUUGCUGAAUACCAACCUUAAUUCUGAAGUGUUGGUAUUUAAUGUUAGUAUCUUCACUAUCUUGUUCUAUCCUCUGGUUCUAUCUCAUAUUUUCAGGUUCCUGCUUGAACACCUUUUAGAGUCACUGUAUUUACAUGCAAUUUUCUUAAAGUACAAUAAGUACACCUUGAGUUUUUAAUUUGUACCAGCUCAAAUACAUGGCAAUAAUCAUUGGACGCCAGCUUUGUAAUUUAGAUGGCCACUUUUUCAUAGGUGGCCGCUUUGUGAUAUUUCACAAAUAGUUGUUGUCGGCUGCUGUUUACUUUUGUAUACGUUUCGAUACUUUUUUGUGGAAAAACACGCUGGAUGAUGAGUGUAUGAGAAUUUGAUUUCAAGCGUCAUGUUUUUUUACCACGUCCAUGAAAAUAAGUUGCCACACCCUCGAUAUGUUUUGACACCCUGGGGCCGGUUGUUCAAACUGGAUUAGUGGGUUAAAAUUUAACCUACUGUUUUGGUUUGGAUACAUUUCCACAUCUGUUUGUUUCAAAACUUCAGAAAAUGUAACUCGCAUUGAUCCACACAAGACUUCUGAAGAAAUAUUUCCAAGUUUGUAAAAAAGUUGUUGGGAUGUUUUCUUUGAAUUUUAGGUUAACCCAGGGUUAAGCUAACCGGCUUUUUUUGAAUGACCAGUCCCCCUGGUUAAAAGCUUGCUAUUAUAAUAAUUAUAUCAUAUUCCACUGAUGAUGGCUCUGAAAGAAAUACAGUAGUAGUACAUGCAUUUCAGCCUUGCAAUUCUUCCCAGUAGUAGUACAUGCAUUUCGACCUUGCAAUUCUUCCCAGUUGUAGUACAUGCAUUUCAACCUUGCAAUUCUUCCCAGUAGUAGUGCAUGCAUUUCAACCUUGCAAUUCUUCCCAGUAGUAGUACAUGCAUUUCAACCUUGCAAUUCUUCCCAGUUGUAGUACAUGCAUUUCAACCUUGCAAUUCUUCCCAGUUGUAGUACAUGCAUUUCAACCUUGCUAUUCUUCCCAGUAGUAGUACAUGCAUUUCAACCUUGCAAUUCUUCCAACAGUGAUGAGGAAGAAGGUCAGGACGCCCUCGAGACUAGAGAACGUGUACCAGCGAAGGAGGAAAGUCCUGUAGUGAAGAAAACUGUACGAAAGGUAGACCUUGGAGCUGCUGCUACUUACGCUCAAGUUCAGAGAGACAAUAACAAAACUGAUGAAACGACGUUAAAAGAACACGCACAAACUACGCAGAGCUCUGCUAAUGAACUUGUUGACUUAUUCUCAUCCUCGGAGAGCCGGCCUGUUGCAAGUAUCCCGCCGUUUCAGUCCGACUCCAGCAAUGACGGUGGUGUUUUUGGAAGUUUUGAGUCUGCAAAACACCAGAAUGGAAAUGAUUUCGCUGAUUUUAGCGCGUUCUCUGAAGCAAAACCUGCUUCGCCUAAAGACGACUUUGCCGACUUUCAAUCUUCGGGAAAAACGCAGCAGUCGAGUCAAAAUGGUGACGCAGAUUUAUUUGAAGAUUUUGCCUCUGCGUCAAGUUCGAAUCGGGAUGUUUUGUCCAAACCAACCAUGGCCAGUAAUGUUUCCAUGUCGUUUCAAGCACAACCAGGAGUCAACAUGCAACCUAUGGUAAGUAGAAUAUUUCCAGCCAACGUGCAGGGAUCUGCCCACAGUGGGGCGGCAACGGUUGCCACUGCCCAGCACUCGCACUUGAAGAGAUUAAGAUUGACGUUUACGGCACACCGCAAACGACAAACUUCAAAUCGCAUUUGAAGGUAAGCUCCACAAGUUUUCGAAAGUUUCGACAAGUUUUUUAUCUCAUUCAUGCUUCAAUUUAAGUGCACAGCUAACAGUUGAACUCGAAAUACGAUUUGAAAUUUGUAGUUAGCAGUCUGCCGUAAACGUCAAUCUUAACCUCUCCAAUUUAAAAACAUGUACUGUAAUGCUUUUUACACUGGCAGACAGACAUUGGUUUUCUCUGUCCAAAUCUAAAAAUUCCACGCACCUAGGAUAUAAUUGUGAAUAUUUUGUCUCGUGUAGAGUAUGUCAAGUCCGAUGAUGCCAGCAUCAAACAUGUCACCUAUGAUGGUGGGUACCACAACAGUGAUGAGUAAUAACUCGGCUAUGGGUGGAAAUCCAUUGAUGGGUGGUACACCUGUGAUGGCAGGCAAUCAAGGCGGUGGUGGAUCCAUGAUGGGAGGUUUGCCCACGUUGGAGGGUGGAAAUCCUACGAUGGGUGGAACACUCACAAUGGGUGGGCAACCUAUGCAGAGAGGAACACCCAUGAUGGUUGGGGCAGGAAUGAUGGGCGGUGCUCACAAUACGAUGAUGGGAGGUGCUCCCAAUACGAUGAUGAGUGGUGCUCCCAAUACGAUGAUGAGUAGUGCUCCCAAUACGAUGAUGAGUGGUGCUCCCAAUAUGAUGGGUGGUGCUCCAAAUGUGAUGAGUGGUGCUCCUAGUAUGAUGGGUGGUGCUCCUAGUAUGAUGGGUGGUGCUCCUAGUAUGAUGGGUGGUGCUCCCAGUAUGAUGGGUGGUGGAAUGGCAAUGGCCCCAUCACCCAUGAUGGGGAAUAUGACGUCAUCACAACAAGGCAUGAUGUCAUCACAAUCAACAGCUAAUGUUCCGAAGUCGUCAAUGAUGAGUAGCAAUACAACGACGAGUUCACAACAGGCAAGUAGGAGAAUAUAAGUAUUUGUAACAUUAGAAAUAUGCAUGUUAAAGUUAAUUACUGUAUGUCCACUCUGAUUUCAGGGUAUUUUCACACAGGUUGGGGGGAAAGAUUGGAGUAAGUUCUCCUUGUUUUGUGGAAAGCUUGUGUACCAAAAACUACAAAUAUUUUUGCUACGAUAACCUGUCGUGGUUUGUGUCCUAACCUUCGGCAGAAAUUAAGACUAUUUGGACGCUUCAAGGCCAUUAAAACGUCGAAGUGUUGUUUUUCAUGUAGUUGAGGCACCAACAACGACAGCUUAUUGUAGGGUUCUACCCACAUUGGACCCUCAUGUCAUGAUUCAUCACAAAGUGUUUUGCUACGUAUAUUUUCUUUCCUACCCUUUUCUUCGCUUCCCCUACAUCCAAUGUUGUUUCUACUAAAAAUUUGGGACAAGCAAUCUAGAACAAAACCUACUGUGAUUUGCAGUAACAAUGCGACAAAGCAACAUCGAAUUCUUUGUGCGGGAAACCUUGGCGAGUCGUUUUACAAAUUGUUGACCAAGGUUGUAAACUGAUGCCAACGAAGAAACAUAGCACAAAUACAUUGUUGAAUAUUUAAAUCGAAACACUUUCCACCAACUGACCAUUUAGGUAACUCAUACUAACAGUAACUUAUGCGUACUAUUAUUGCCCAGGCAACGUCGAAGUUGGCGGCGUCGAAGUUGACAACGUGGUCGAACAGUGGCGUAGACAUCAGCCUGGAUAACUUGGCUCCAGUCUCCCAGAAAGAGAAACCUCAUCAACCAAGCAUGAAUCAGCUUUACAUGCAACACACCACACCACCACAGAUGUCGUCACCGGGCAUGGGUUACUAUGGAAACGCCGGAGGAAUGCAGCCUGCAAUGUACACUGGGAAUCAGAUGGGGAUGUCUAUGAACAUGAUGGGUAACGGCGUAGGACAAAUGAAUAUGUCCUCUCCCCCCGGUAUGAUGAACAGAGGAAUGAUGUCGCAGGGGGGUGCGGUCAAUAUGCAACAACCUGGCAUGGUUGGCGCAAAUCAAAAUUUUGGUAGAGUCAUGCAAUUUAAAUAAUUUAUUCUCAUCUGAUGGCGUGGCAGAUAAAUAGUUUUGACAAUAUUUUCCUAAUAUGUAGGGUCAUCCUGCACCAAUCAAACAGCUUUGACACACAUUGGGUAAUAUAUAGAUGUUUGACUUACUGCCCGUGAAUUUUAUAAAGUACGUGUUCGCACUGGUAUUUAGUCUGUAUUUGUGGUAAAUUCUCGCUAGAUUUUCUACUAAAUUUCCUGACAAUGAUUGUUUUUUAAUUAUUUAAUACAAUGAGACUGGCGAGAAUCUACCAUAAAAGACGUGUAGCAGUGCCUAUAAAAUACUGAAUGAACUCAGAAUCAAAGUCUUUAUUACCCUCAUUGACAUGUCUGAAAGCCUGCCGCGCAGGAGAGUUCUUGACUGAGGUAAGGACCUCGCGAUGCCGUUCUCGUGUGCGGAUCUUUUUCCUGAUAUGGCGUGCAACAAAGAUCUGGUGUGUUUGAUAUCUUACAAAAUUGCUAAGCUUACGGCCUCUCGUGGUGAUCAGUUCAACAAAGAGCUCUCGUGAGCGCCAGGCUUGGGCGACCAGUAGUUAUAAACUACUAAUAAAUUUCUCAGAGAAAGUAAGAUGCCAAACCUUUGUUUCCGCAACAAAAAUCACACUUGGGAAAUGAAAAGAUUUUUCCCAAUUUAUUAGAAAGCCUGUUUACAAGAUUGGGAUAAAAUGGGAGUAUUCAUGGAAACAUCGCAAUUUCAAAUUUUUCGAAAAAGCCUUUUUGAUAUCAGCAGGAAAAGCUACAUUUCCCCGACUUCAUUACGUUAUCUGCGCGUAUAGUUUAGUAGCGACAAGGUUGUAAACUUUGGUCAGUUUUAACUGCAUUUUGUAAUUUUUGCUUGGUUUUAGUAAUUGUGAAAAUAUCUUUUGUUCUUGAAAGUGUGUCUUGUAAUUGGCAAAUCUUAGUCGGGCCAGUCCCUACGCCUCUUAGUACGCGUUUUCCCCCGCGCGUCAUUUGAAUAUGCAAUCAGUGAUGUCAUGGAAAAAUGAAACGCAUGCACAGAGGACUGGGGACUAGUCUGCUAUAACUUAUUAAAAUUUCCAAUGAACUGUAUUUGAACCAAAAAAUAUGACAUUGUUAGUCGUGUAAAUUAGUUAGGUUAAUUAUAUCGUACAAGUAAAGUAAUUAUAUAUGACCCCGGCAUCACCGAUCAUUCUCGUAGAUCGGUGCAAUUAUGAACAUUCAUCAUUUUGUAAAAUAGUUGGUUCACAACAUGAUAAAUAUUAUUGCUAUGAUAAACAUGCUUGCUAAUUAUGUGUAUAAAAUAAUUACUCUAUACUUUGACAUUACUUUUUUGGUGAGUUGUGUUUCUUUUAUCAUCGGGAAGUACUGCUGUUUCCUUUCCCUGUUAUGCUUUCUCUACCACUACGUUCUUGCCAUUAAUAUUCUAUCCUUUUUGAGGACAAAUCCUCUUAUAAUAAUUACAUGUUUAUAUCAAACCCCAUACAUGCUUGUACAAAUAGUAGUUGUAAAAAAAUUACAAACAGAAAUGUACAAGGAUCGUAGCAAAAAUGACGUGGAUAAAAGCAAAUUGUUUAACAGAGCCUGCCGCACUGGUUGCGGUGAGUGUUGGUGUCAUCUUGACGCUUGCUGAAACUGUGAUUGAUGCUGUAGGGGUCGGUGUUUGAGUUGGAACGUUGGGUUUUGUACUAGGGGUAAUUUUUAACUGUACUUGUUGUGUAGAGCUUUCUUUUCGAUCAAUCAUCAUAGUAGACCUUUCGGCAUUCACACUAGCACUGGGUUGCCGUUGCUGUAUGGUGGAAGACGGCUUGAUAAUUGGGUUGGAAUCAUAGGUCUUCACAAAAGUAAAAGUUCCAAACCUGUUUACGGGUUUAUCGCCUUUGAACGAUCCUUCUGUGUUAUUUGUAAGCAGGUGGAUAUUUUCUUUUGGAUUUGUUAUUUGAUCUAGACUAUCAAAGUUAGGUCCACUGUCAGUGCCUGCAUCAUAGGGUGGCAAAUCUCUUGUUCUCGAGUCUAACCAUCUCCCUGUUGCUGUGUUGCAUAAAUUAUAGUCGUGUACACCAACGAACCAAUCAGGUGAGGGUGCGAUCAUGGUAAUGAAGGACACGAGGGGAUAUUCCAAGUUGACUUCGAUGUCAGUGAUGGAACGGCUUCCUGUGCCACCAGAGAACCCGUUGCCUCGGUAUCUCUUAUGGGCUUUUUUCAAAUUUAUCUGAAUGUCCAUUUCGCUGUUAAGUGCACUUG